Molecule: messenger RNA, 683 nt
Organism: Punica granatum (pomegranate)
Lineage: Eukaryota; Viridiplantae; Streptophyta; Magnoliopsida; Myrtales; Lythraceae
Source: RefSeq, a predicted model, not a curated record
AGGCCUAUAUCACCAACAACACGGGUACAUGGUGAGAUGGGUCAGGACCCGAUAGGGACCCGAGAAGCACGUCGUGUAUAAAUCCCGUGCUUCAGUAGCUGAUUGCUCUUCGUGGUCGUGGGCUUGAAUAUCCAAAAAAUGGGAGAGUUCAAGCACCUGGUGAUAGUGACGUUCAAAGGAGAUGCCGCCGUGGACGAGAUCCUGAAGGGCUUGGAGAAGCUUGUCUCAGAGAUCGAAGCUGUCAAGUCCUUCGAAUGGGGACAGGACACAGAAAGCCCAGAGAUGCUUAGGCAAGGCUACACCCAUGCCUUCAUUAUGACCUUCGACAAGAAGGAGGACUUCACUGCCUUUGUGAGCCACCCGAACCACGUCGAAUUCUCCUCCAAGUUCUCCGAAGCCAUUGAGAAAGUGGUUCUCCUCGAUUUCCCAACUGUCCUUGCGAAGCCGCAGCGUGCUGCAUGAUUAAUAAUUGCCCGAACCUUUUAGUUCCUCAUGAGUAAACUAGUUAGACCUUAGACCCGUGUGUGAUGAUCAUAUAUUUUCCAAAUGCUUGUACAAUAUUUAUCUGCUAUGGACAUGCAGUCUCAUGCCUCAUGCAUUGCUCUUGUACUGUCCACUUUCCGAUGUAAAGGCUUGGUUUCAAUCGUAAUAAAUACCCGAUAUAUGUUGUUCGUGAAUGUUUA